Messenger RNA from Amphimedon queenslandica, 662 nucleotides. RefSeq lists its product as uncharacterized. The coding region runs from base 1 to 540 and encodes 179 amino acids. The record is from RefSeq and is a predicted model, not a curated record. Lineage: Eukaryota; Metazoa; Porifera; Demospongiae; Haplosclerida; Niphatidae. The transcript has 3 exons.
AUGCGUGAGGAGAAUAGACGCAGCAAACAUAAAGAAUCUGCUCUUCUUCCUAACCCUAAUAUAUUGAAUGAGUCUGGACAUCAUGAGCGAAUGCAUGGCGGGGUUAUUGAUCCUGAGACUGGGCGUGCCAUGCAGUACGAAAGGACAGUUGAAAUUGAGUUACAGGAGACACAGAGAGGAGGAAAGAAAAGAGUUAAGAAAACCAUUGAGAAAACGAGUUGGCUUGGAUUACCUAAACCAGGAAUACAGAAACCAUUGUUCCAAGAUGAUUCAUCAGAUGAUGAUCAAGACCUGCCUCCGAUAAAGGAGAGUAAUCCAUUGUACUCUACUGAUCCGUAUGAGACUGAUUUCAGUAAUCCAGUCUAUCACAAAGAAGCUACUGAUCUUGGAGGAGGAGGAGGAGGAGGUAGAGCCAUUGGGACUUCAGUGCUGGGAACGGAGUCCGUUGAGAUGGACGAGUUGGUACCUCUUUCACCUGAUGAUGUUGCCAAGAUCAGUGAAGCUGAAGUGCCUAUUGGACAAUCUGAUACUUUAUAUUAAACUUUUUAUCUCAUUUAUUUAUCUGUUUAAUAGGAUAGGCCUUUUUAUGCAUACAUACUUUUGCUGAUAUACAUACUUCUGCAUUGUUUUGAAGAAAAUUAUAGUCUUUUAUAAACUUUUAA